AAAAUAAAUUCCCCAGAAGUUAGGUGGAGACGUACUUUGUCGUAAAUUUAAAAAGCCACCAAAGAUAACGCAGUCCUCUGAAGGAGAUCUUGCAACAUUUUGUCUGCGUAGAAUAACAGAGGGCACUUUUGAGCUUUUCUAUCAUCUCAUCAAUUCAUUCAUUUCUUUCCUGUACUGCCUACUACUAGAUACGGUAACGGAUUAAAAGCAUGUUCCAGUUACCUGUCGACAGCAUCCAAAUUAUGCACCUAUUUAUUUGUAUUGUACUUUGCACGUUUAUUGGUAUUUGUAACGCGGGUGAGAUCUCAUACGAGCGGCAAGCUAUUGAUGGCAAAGUCAUACCACCUGAUGUUGCAACACCAGAAUGGCUGACCUCGACUAAAAUUCUUGUAAACGGUGGCGAAUAUUUGGGAUUUCUAAGAAAUGACGGAAGCUUUACAGUUCACAAUCUCUCGCCGGGGUCGUAUGUAGUUGAGGUCGUAAAUGCAGAUUACAUGUACGAACCCGUUCGUGUGGAUAUCAACUCCAAGGGGAAAUUCAGAGCCCGUCGAGUAAACUACAUUCAAACCAACUUCAUUCAGACGCUGCCCUACCCACUGAAGUUCAGGACAAAAGGAGCGUUUCAGUAUUUUCAAGUUCGUGAAACCUGGCGUAUCACAGAUUUCCUCCUAAAUCCUAUGGUGCUCAUGAUGGUUGUGCCAUUGCUUCUGAUCAUGGUUCUACCAAAACUGAUGAAUGCAGCAGACCCGGAAACACAGAGGGAAAUGCACCAGAUGCAGAUGCCAAAGUACGACAUGCCUGAGCUUUCAGAAAUGAUGACUUCUUUCUUUACUGGAGGAAACAAGAGACCCCAGGCAAAAGCAACAAAAGCCAUCAAGAAGAGACAAUAACGUGUUAGGACUGUGUGUGUCUGCAACUGAGAGAGACCGUCUGUAAAUACGGAGGACUAUAAAGUGAUUCAUCGUGGUGCACAAAAAAAAGUUCACCCUUAACAGCUUAGCAGCUGCAAAAGAAACGCAGGAAACUGCCCGAACUCAAAUUUUGUACAUACUAGUACGAAUUAAAUAGCACCUGUCGUA
Messenger RNA from Ornithodoros turicata, 1079 nucleotides. It is a transcript of the gene EMC7, whose product is annotated as endoplasmic reticulum membrane protein complex subunit 7-like. The transcript has 4 exons. The record is from RefSeq and is a predicted model, not a curated record. Bases 210 to 890 code for a protein of 226 amino acids. Lineage: Eukaryota; Metazoa; Arthropoda; Arachnida; Ixodida; Argasidae. Gene Ontology annotation, cellular component: EMC complex. Gene Ontology annotation, molecular function: carbohydrate binding.